CAAACCCACUAAAAAGCCACUUAUUACAGCUGGUGCAGAUUCCUAUUGCUUUUCAAGGUGAGAGCAACAUGUUGGGAUCGGUUUUAUCCAUUCUGCUCAUUUUAACCGUGCAAACCCAUGACAGGGCAGUGGAGGGAGCAGAGCAGUGGGCUUAUGACUACACCAAGUACCACACCAUGGAUGAGAUCUCCGAGUGGAUGAACAUCAUGAUAAAGGAACAUCCUGAAGUCGUUACCAGCGUCGUCUAUGGAAACACGUAUGAAAAGAGGAAUAUCACUCUGCUGAAGAUCGGUUUGAGCAGCACAGAGAAAAAGAAGAUGGUCUGGAUGGACUGUGGGAUUCACGCUCGAGAAUGGAUCACUCCAGCUUUCUGCCAGCACUUUGUCAAGGAGAUCCUAGGCUCCUACAAAACAGACUCAAAGAUCAGCGAGAUUUUGAAACAUUUGGACUUGUACAUCACCCCGGUGUUGAACAUGGACGGAUAUAUUUACUCAUGGAAAGACAACACGACACGGUUAUGGAGGAAGUCAAGGUCACCUGGAUCUGAUAACUGCACAUGUUUUGGUACGGAUAUCAAUGGCAACUUCUAUGCUAACUGGGGAAUGGUGGGAAUUUCCAGAAACUGCUGCUCAGUGUUCUAUAAUGGACCCUCGGCUCUUUCGGAGCCCGAGGCCAAGGCGGUGACAGACUUCCUGAGUGACAAUCGAGACAAAAUCCUCUGCUUCCUCACCAUCCAUUCGUUCGGCCAGUUGAUCCUGCUGCCUUAUGGGCACCCCAACAUCACAGCCCCCAAUGAAGAUGAGCUGAUGAAAGUGGGUCUGGCUGCAGCAGAGGCCAUUAAAGCUGUUCAUGGAAUAGACUACACAGUGGGAACACCUCCUAACGUGCUUUACCCCAAUUCGGGCUCGUCUCGUGACUUUGCGCGUCUCAUCGGCAUCCCGUUUUCCUUCACGUUUGAGCUACGUGAUAAGGGUCAGCACGGCUUCAUGCUGCCGGAGGAUCAGAUCCAACCCACGUGUGAGGAGGCGUAUCAGGGCGCGCUUUCCAUUAUCACGCACGUCCACGAUAAAACCUUCAUCCGUGCGGCGGCUACAAGCAUCGCAGCCACACUGUGGAGUAUUUGCCUGGCUCUGUGGCUCUCUAGCGCCACUGUCUGAACUGAAAUCAAUCACAUACUUCAAAUAACAUGGUUGAUUCUGUUAUCUCCCCAGUUACAUAAAAAAUCUGUAGUAUUAUUCACUUAUAAACAACACUUUUUAAAUAUAUGUAUAAGUAUAAAUCGUGCAAUUUUGUUAGAAAUAAAUUAUCACACAAUUUUAAAGGUAUGUACAGUUGAAACCAGACAUUUACAUACACUUCAGAGAAAAAAAACACAAAAACUUUUAUUUCCUUACUGUCAUACAUUAAAUCAGAGUAAACUUUUUCUGUUUUUGGCCCAAGUGAAACAGUUUCGGGGCAAAUUGACGAAAGUGAUAAUAAAAAUACAUAAAAAUUC
Tachysurus vachellii is the source of this 1495-nucleotide messenger RNA. Its product is annotated as carboxypeptidase O-like. The coding region runs from base 69 to 1157 and encodes 362 amino acids. The record is from RefSeq and is a predicted model, not a curated record. The transcript is spliced from 9 exons. Gene Ontology annotation, molecular function: zinc ion binding; metallocarboxypeptidase activity. Gene Ontology annotation, biological process: proteolysis. NCBI's taxonomy places the organism in Eukaryota, Metazoa, Chordata, Actinopteri, Siluriformes, Bagridae.